AUGGGUGAACGAGGCAGAGACGCUGUCAGACCACCUCCUCCCCCGGAACUACUUGGGGGACUUUUGGGUCGACCACCUCCUCCCCCGGAACUACUUGGAGGACUUUUGGGUGGGCCACCACCUCCCCCUCUGGAACUUGGAGGACGUUUACCUCCACCUCCAGAACUGGCUGGAAAAGAGGCGGGGGCCCCGCCUCCUAUCCCUGAAGUCGGGAGUGGUAGAUCAGGCGAAGCAGCAGCCAAACUCCGUACCUCUGGUGUCAAGUUAGGACAAGCCGAUGCUGCUCCCAGACAAAGAGGAAAAGAAGGAAAACUUGAUGAGCCGCCACCACCACCACCUAUCGUUGAAUCUGCGAAUGAAAAAGUAAAAGAUCUUGCUAAGGAAGGCGCGGGGGAAAGGAAAAAAGCCGAAAAGGAGAAGACAGUUGAAAAGGAUAAAAUUAAAAAGGACAAUGGUGGUGAAGAAGAUAUUCCUGAAGUUUCCAGUGGCAAGGAAGGAAAAGCUGGAAAAGGCGAGGGAGAACUAGGCGGCGGACGACUUGUUCGGGAAGCUGCGAUUACAUUGGCUCAAGCUAACAGACUGAUUGAGAAUAGCAUGCAAUUCAUGCAGAGUUCCACCGCUAACUCUACGGAUAUUAAAAAAGCAGCCGAACUAGCCGUCAAGCUUGGAAAUGCCGAAGACUUUUUAAGAGAAGUACUCGCUAGUGCAUCACAGGAUCCAGCAUCUGCUCAAAAAUCUCUCGGAAUUAUAAGAGAUAACGGACAAGUUUUAACGUUGCAAAGGCAAUUAAAUUUGGCUGGAAAAGCUAAUGAAAAGGUGGCUGAGAACAAAUUUGUGAAUGAUGGUGCUCAAAAGAAAUCAAUAGAGGAGGCGCAAAAGAAUCUGGCUUCCCAGUCCAAGACUGUUGAUGAUCAAAUUGCAAUCAUUGCAAAGGAAGGUACCGAUGCUACAGCAAUUGCAGCAGCAGCGCAGAAAGCCUUGGAGGGAGAAUCCGCGCAGCACUUCUCCAGAGAAGUUUUGGCAAGUGGGGCAAAAAACCCGGCGGAAGCUAUGCAAGCCUUGGGAAGUGUAAGAGACCAUCAGUUCAAUCAAGUUGUCGCUGGCCUUAGAUCAAUUGCCGCAAAUAGUAAGAAUGCCGAGGCUGUCAAAACUGCCGUUUCUGUUGUCAAUCAAGGCCGUAAAUUCAUCGUCGCAGCCAAUGAGAAAUUGAUUGAAUUGUCUGGAGGAACUGCUGCAGAAGUAAACGUCAAGGAUAACAACAAGGCGGCCGAGGAAAAAACGAAAGUAGGAGCCGAAGCAGCCAAGCAGAACAAGGACAACAAAUUGGCCGACGUUAAGAAAAACCAGACGGCCGAGAGCAAGGAGCAAGCUGGUGCGGCCAAUGGGAAACCUCAAGAACAGCAGAAAGAGCAGCCCGAAGGAGCCCCGCCGGUUGAAGAAGUUAAGAACAAUGCGGGGGCGGAAGAAGUUGCAGUUGAGGCAGAAGCCACUGGAGUCGAAGUUUAG
Messenger RNA from Puccinia triticina, 1506 nucleotides. RefSeq lists its product as uncharacterized. The coding region runs from base 1 to 1506 and encodes 501 amino acids. The record is from RefSeq and is a predicted model, not a curated record. NCBI's taxonomy places the organism in Eukaryota, Fungi, Basidiomycota, Pucciniomycetes, Pucciniales, Pucciniaceae. The transcript has 10 exons.